This is a messenger RNA of Metarhizium robertsii ARSEF 23, 822 nucleotides long. RefSeq names its product Zn(2)-C6 fungal-type DNA-binding domain protein. Gene Ontology annotation, molecular function: protein binding. The coding region runs from base 1 to 822 and encodes 273 amino acids. The transcript has a single exon. Lineage: Eukaryota; Fungi; Ascomycota; Sordariomycetes; Hypocreales; Clavicipitaceae. The record is from RefSeq and is a predicted model, not a curated record.
AUGAGCAAUCUCGUGUAUUUGUAUAACUGCCAAGGGUGGUGGAACCAGGCUGAAAGGCUGGGCAAAGAGACCAUGACUGCACGCAAGAAGGUGCUUGGCGUUGAGCACCCCGAUACUCUAUUAAGCAUAGGCAAUCUAGCACACACGUACAAUAACCAGGGCCGAUAUCGAGAAGCUGAAGAGUUACUGGUUCAGGUGAUGAAUAUUCGCAUCAAAGUCCUGGGGAAAGACCAUCCUCAUACAUUAAGGGGUAUAAGUAAUCUUGGGGUUAGUUACCACAACCAGGGCCGAUGGGAUGAGGCCGAAGCGAUGCAAUCACACGUCGUUGCCGCCCGCAAAGUCUUGUUAGGACCAGAGCAUUUCUCAACCCUGACAAGCAUGGCCCACCUGUCAUUGACGUAUCAUAGCCAAGGCAGACAGCCCGAGGCAGAGACGUUGGGUCUGCAGGUGAUGGAGUUGCGCAAGAAGGUACUCGGGCCAGAACACCAUCAUACAAUGAGCCCCAUCCAGAGAAGCCAGAUUAUACGCGCGCCUUCGGAGGAGCCCGUGACCGGAAUCAAGUCGGUCUUUCUCGCGGGCACAACCGCUGCAGUCGAAAACAAUGGCGACUGGCGCGAAAAUCUGUCUGCCUUGCUCUCCAAUUACCCGGUAACCAUUUUCAACCCCAACCGCCCGGACUGGGACAGCACAUGGCGCGAGGACAUCAAUUUUGGUCCAUAUCGCGAGCAAGUCCUGUGGGAGCUCGACAAGAAAGUCGCGGCCGACCUUGUUGUGGUGUACCUGCACCCGGCUACGCUGGCUCCGAUAAGUCUGGUCUUUUAG